GGUUGCUUGCCAACCGCCAUAAAACCAAGGAAGAAGAAGAAGCACGCAGAUGACUGCAGCAAAAACCAACGAAGAAGAAUGAGGCUGAUGAAGAACGGAAAUUAGAGAAGACGGCGGAUUGAGCAGUAAAGGAGAAUAUAACCUUUUUAACCUGGACGUAUUACUGUUCACGAAGCUGUAUUAUAUUGCUAAAGUAUGACAGAGCCUCAAUCAGCCCUGCUACUCAGGAGACAGCUUGCAGAGUUAAAUAAAAACCCAGUAGAAGGAUUCUCAGCGGGUCUGAUUGAGGAUAAUGAUCUUUACAGAUGGGAAGUACUGAUCAUCGGUCCACCAGACACACUUUAUGAAGGUGGUGUGUUUAAAGCUCAUCUGACAUUUCCCAAAGACUACCCUCUCAGGCCACCUAAAAUGAAAUUUAUCACAGAUAUUUGGCAUCCUAAUGUUGACAAGAAUGGAGAUGUAUGUAUUUCUAUUUUACACGAACCUGGGGAAGACAAGUACGGCUAUGAAAAACCAGAAGAGCGUUGGCUUCCCAUCCAUACGGUUGAAACGAUCAUGAUCAGUGUUAUCUCCAUGUUGGCAGACCCAAACGGUGACUCUCCUGCCAAUGUGGAUGCCGCAAAAGAGUGGCGGGAGGACAGGCAUGGCGCGUUUAAAAGAAAAGUUGCCCGCUGUGUACGGAAAAGUCAAGAGACUGCGUUUGAGUGACUUUUAGCAAUAAUCUACAUUCCAUUUUCACAGAAGAUGUCGCCUGGCUCCUCUCGGCUGCACCAGAACAUUCAUCUGAUCACAGCUGACACAAGCAGGUGCCAACUGACACUGACAAACAUUACAAACAAGUCUAUGAACUGCUUCAACAUUCAGGAAGAUUUGUAAAUACAUCAUGUAAGUACUGUAGCACAUAUCCACUUCUGCUCGGAUGUUUACAUAAUUAAUGGCACUACAUGAUUUGUUUCUAGGAUGCAAUGAUGCAACAUAACUUCUCAAUGAUUUUAGAAACAAGAAUUGGGAACAAAAACACUUGAAAUUAUAACACUUAACAAGUUUCCCCUUUUUGUAUCCACCAACAAGCGUCUGGCAUAAUAUGUAUGCUAUAUUUCAUCAUUCUUCAUUCAAAACUGCUUGCUUUUCUAGCACGAAUAUGGCUUUUCAUCUGAAACCUCGUCAACAAUCGAGUCCCUUGGUGUUGAAGUGGCUUACGUUCAUUUUCAUCAGAACAAUUAAGUUAGCACAUAGAAAUGAGGAGCUCAUUAGGGCAUUAUAGAAUGUUGAACUAAACCCUAGUUUUAUUCCAUAAGCAGUUUUGUUGUGUGUCCAUUUGGAGCCUCUAGAUCAGGGUCCCAAAGCUUUUUCCACUAAGAGCCGUAUAACAAAAAGUCAAAGUAUGCAGAGGCUAUUUUGAUAGUCUUUUUUUUUUUUUUUAAUGCUUAAAGCAGACAUUACGUAUGCAGUGGUUCUCAAAUUUGUUUCACCAAAUACCACCUCAGAAAAAAACUUUGCUCACCAAGUACCUCCAUUAGCAAUAUUAAAAACAAGGUAGAGGUUUUAUUUAACAAGUAUAUUUUAAUAUUUUGGCUUCUGUAACAUUACACACAAUUUGAACAGUAACACUGUAUUUGAAUAUAGUAAAAAUUAGGGAUGUAACGGUACACAAAUAUUUCGGUUCGGUACGUACCUCGGUUUAGAGGUCACGGUUCGGUUCAUUUUCGCUACAGUAAGAAAACAACAAAAUAUAAAUGUUUUGGUUAUUUAUUUACCAAAUUUGUAAACAAGAGCUUUAUCCUUUUACAUUGGGAACACUAUAAUCAUUCUGCCCACGUUAAUCAACAUUAAACUGCCUCAAGUUGUUGCUCAGAUUAUAUAUAAUGACAAAACUUUUCUUCUACAUAUAAAAAGUGCAACAUUAAACAGUUUCAAGUCAACUCAUCAUGCUUAAUUUAUUACAGCAUUUGGGAAGCCUGCAGUUGAUUUUUAUUAUGUAAAUAUUAUAUUUUUAUCAACAUGUGAUAGCAGGGACCCUGCCAUUCAAAACUAGGCUGCUGCAUUUCUAAUGAAUAAUGUAACUAUAGCUGAAAAAAUGGUACAAUAGCAAUAGGAGAGACUAUUUAUCCCUGAACACCAUGGAGUUCAUGUAGGAUUAAUGAUGCAGUUACAUUAUUAUAUCAACUAUCAGAGACAGACACUCUUCAUUUAACAUAAUGUCCUUUUUUGCUGCUUCAACACAGAAAAAGGUAAAGUGAAAUAACAGACAGACAGGGCUUUGCUGUCCAUAACACACACACACACACCGCAAAAUGAGCUAACAUUACGCUAAAAGCGAAUUAGCCUUCACCUCAAGCCAGGACUGCGAGCGAGCUGAACUGCCUUUUAUAUUUCUAGAAGGUCAACGGGCUCAUAGUGAUGUUACUAUAAGUUGACUGGGAGGUGUUAAUUAUAAUUUGGGGAGAGUCCGCUGCCUGAUGCUUACCUGCUAAACGCUAAGCACUGACUACAUGCGCACUGAAUACCCACUGCUGAUUGGCUGUUACUGCUCUGAAUAUGCACUGCUGAUUGGCUGUUACCGCUCCAUUUGUAACCAAUCAGAUGGUUGUGUGGGUGGGACAAUGCUGGGUGCUGUGUAGAGAGAGGACUGACAGAGACAGGGGCAGAAGGAAGCGGAGUCGGCUACUUAAUAUGUUGGUGUGGAAACUCGUUCGGUAUACCUCCGAACCGAAACCCCCGUACCGAAACGGUUCAAUACAAAUACGCGUACCGUUACACCCCUAGUAAAAAUAAAACACUGUACUUUAAUGAGGUGAUUCUUUGGCAUACCCUAGAUGUAGCCCGUGUACACGUACCACAGUUUGAGAAUCACUGCAUUUGUUUAAUGACACUUAGUGUCAGCAUUGUUAUAGGUGACAAAGUUUAUCAUUAUUAUCGUAUUUUCCGGACUAUAAACUGCUACUUUUUUUCACCGCUUUAAUCCUGCGGCUUAUAAAACGCUGCAGCUAAUUUAUGGAUUUUCUUUGCUCGCAGCCAUAAUGUUUUGUAUCCAACAAACAAGUUUUCAUAUUACACCGACGCCAUCUAUUGGACAGGUGCUCCGGGUUGAAAAUGUACUUCCUGUUUAGUGCCUUGAACCGGAAGAAUAACCGGCUAUAACGGUUCUGCUCGAAAGGAUUCUUUGUUCAUCACUCCAUGCAACUUUUCUAAGUUUUACAAUACACUCAAAUUUAUAUAAUGCGGCCCAAUAUAACAUGAUAUUCUAUAAAACGCGGUCCUGCCAUGGAUCUUGAAUUUUUGCUCGUUUACAACGCCGCAUGGUGGCUAGUAGACUGUGACUAGCUAACAAGCUAAAUCGGUUAUGUGUCUUAGUCGUCUCACUGUAGCUUGUAGGCCUUUUAGGGCUGCUACAAACUGGGCUAAUUAGCUCAUUACGGCUAAUGCUAGUAAGCGUGUCGACGGCAUCUAAACUUAUGAUGUUACUCCGCUCCAAAUGGUGGACACGUCCCUCUAGCAGGGACAAUCUCUUCAUGAGAAUGGGGCUUCAGACCAGGGCUAGCUUAUCUCCCGUAGCUUUGCAGCUUGCUAGAUGAAAGUGAAGUGGUGAUGAAUUGAUUACGUGGACCCCGACUUAAACAAGUUGAAAAACUUAUUCGGGUGUUACCAUUUAGUGGUCAAUUGUACGGAAUAUGUACUGAACUGUGCAAUCUACUAAUACAAGUUUCAAUCAAUCAAUCAAAGAAACAAAGAGAGCAAGUGCUGUUGUAAAUUCAAAAAGACUACAAAAUGUGUUGCAGAACGGCUAAAGAAGGCUACCUGUAUUAAGAAUUUAGAAGCACACAAAAUAGAAAGAUAGCACUUAGCUUUGACGAAAAAGCAGCAUGAAUGAUCACAGCCCAACCAACGGCAGAGUGAACGAGCAACAGCGUGAACCAUUUUCUUUGCCAGAAUAAAACUAAAUAAAUAUGUUACUAAAUUAAAAUAACAAAAUAUCGACACAGUGAUAGAGCCCAUCCCAUUCAGUGACAUAGGAGCACAAUCCACCAUUCACGUCUACGUCUGGUUUGGGUAUCAUGCCUUUGUCCAUCCAUCCAUCCAUUUCUACCGCUUAUCCUUGUCAUCCUUCAAAAAAAAAAGGGUAGGAAACAUCCAUCCAUCCAUCCAUCCAUCCAUUUUCCUACCGCUUAUUCCCUUCGGGGUCGCGGGGGGCGCUGGGGGUAGGAAACAAGGAUUUCUAUAUAACGCGAUCGUGUAUUUUAUGGACCCAACGACCGCGUUAGAUCGGCCUUUGAGUGUAUAACUUAAACACUUCCAUCCAUCCAUUCAUCCAUCGUCUUCCGCUUAUCGGAGGUCAGGUCGCGGGGCAGCAGCCUAAGCAGAGAAGCCCAAAAUUCCCUCUCCCCAGCCACUUCGUCCAGCUCCUCCCGGGGGAUCCCGAGGCUAUCCCAGGCCAGCUGGGAGACAUAGUCCCUCUCAACGUGUCCUGGGUCUUCCGCGUGGCCUCCUACCGGUCGGACGUGCCUUAUGAGAUGGUUCGGGCAUCCUGACCAGAUUCCCGACCAUCUCAUCUGGCUCAUGUGGAGAAGCAGCGUCUUUACUCUGAGCUCCUCCCAAAUGACAGAGCUUCUCACCCUAUCUCUUAAGGGAGAGCCUAGCCAGCCAACGGAGGAAACUCAUUUUGGCUGCUUGUACCCGGGUUCUUGUCCUUUUUUUUGAGUUUGAGUUUGAGUUUAUUUCGAACAUGCAAGCAUACGACCCAAAACUCAUGACCGUAGGAGAGGAUGGGAACGUAGAUCAACCGGUGAAUUUGUGAGCUUUGUUUUCCGGCUCAGCUCCUUCUUCCCCACGAUGGACUGAUACAGGGUCUCCAUCACUGCAGACGCCGCACCGAUCCGCCUGGCAAUCUCACGAUCCACUCUCCCCUCACUCGUAAACAAGACUCCAAGGUACUUGAACUCCUCCACUUGGGGCAAGAUUUCGUCCCCGACCUGGAGAUGGCACGCCACCCUUUUCCGGGCGAGAACCAUGGACUCUGACUUGGAGGUGUUGAUUCUCAUCCUAGUUGUUUCACACUCAAACAGUUCAUACCUACAAAACCGUCCAUUGCAACGUGUUUUGUCUGUCGGAGUGUUUUCAUGCACAUUUGUACGUGCUAUCGCAAUGUAAUCAAGCUACCUUCGUUAGCAUUAGCAAAUAUGCUAACACGAUUACAAGUGUCUGUUAGUAUUAUUAACUUACAAAGGCAUUCUUUUUGUAUUGUUUUAGUUUCGUAGAUUCACCAAAACGUCACUGUGGAGUUAUUUAGUCUGUUUAGCUGAUUGGAGAGCCAGCUUUCACAGCUAGUGGGUCCUUGACGAUGACCUCAGUUUUGUUUGAUCAGCCGUUUUACUAUGAAGUGAAGUGUAUUUAUACAGCGCUUUUCUCUAGUGACUCAAAGUGCUUUACAUAGUGAAACCCAAUAUCUAAGUUACAUUUAAACCAGUGUGGGUGGCACUGGGAGCAGUUGGGUAAAGUGUCUUACCCGAGGACACAACGGCAGUGACUAAGAUGGCGGAAGCGGGGAUCGAACCUGGAACCCUCAAGUUCCUGGCAUGGCCGCUCUACCAAUCAAUCUAUUCUGCCCCACAGCUGUGUUAUAGGUACCAUUUGGAAACAAUUAAGGUAUGCAAAUAAUCUUUACAAAAUAUUUCGUACCGUUUAGCUGCGGCGUAAAGUCCGUUGCAGCAAAUAUAUGCACACAAUCUAACGCAACAAACUAUGGGGAAAAAACAAUAUAAAAAUGUCAGAAAAAAGAGCAAAAACACAAUGUGAUGAGAAAAAGAUGUACAUUUCAUACUAAUAAUAUUACAGCGUGUCACUUAUAACAUGGAGCUGGCACAACGUUUUGAUACAUGUCUGUUAGUAGAAUUUAAAAAAAAAUAGAUAUCAAAAUAUGCCAUGCAUACUUAGACUUUUCAAAUUUUGUAUUACAUUUUCAGCUUUUUUCUCAUUACAUAUCUUGUUGCUCUUUUUUCUUUUUCUUUUUUUCCCUAACAUGUUGCGGGCCAACAAAACUCAAGCUGCGGGCCACAAAUGGCCACUCUGCUCUAGAUGUUGAAUUGAGGUGAAGUUCAGUACUUCAUCUACUUGAAGCAGCACUGGCAACCAAACUUCUUCACAGCUUGACUGACAGUAGCAUACAAACUACUCCAUCUUGGUUUCUAAUGACUAUCAAACUCCCAUAGUGUCCACGAGGACCUUUCAGUCGUGCUUGAAGGUUUCAAAGACAAACAAGUAUUUUUUAAUUCAGUCUGUGGUGAUUAAAAGUGCUGGUUCAACAGUUACCACUUCAAGAUGUGAUGGAGUCUUGACAUUCCAGAACAUUCUAACCUAUUUCCUUUCAUCUGAGUUGUACUUGCAGUAUGUAAAAUUGUUCGAAGUGAUGAUGUUUACAAAUUGAAUUAACAAACAUGGGUACAUUACAGUUUUUCUUACUUCUUCACUGACUUCCUUGGCUUUCACGUUCUUUUAAUGUGUCAAAUAAUUGUAUGCUGCCAAAGACCAACUUCACUGCAUCGGGAAAGUAUUCAGAGCGUUUCACUUUUCCACGUUUUUCUCUUACAGCCUUUUUUCCCAAAAUAGAAUAAAUUCAUUUUUGUUCUUCAAAUUAUAAUGACAAUACCCCAUAAUGACAAUGUGAAAACGUUUUUUGUUUUUUUUAAUUUGCAAAUGUAUUUAAAAAAAAUAAAAAUCACCUGUACUACUGAGCCCCUAAAGGGAUAUGGUGGAAUUUUGUUUUUUAUA
This is a messenger RNA of Entelurus aequoreus (snake pipefish), 6765 nucleotides long. RefSeq names its product ubiquitin-conjugating enzyme E2G 1a (UBC7 homolog, yeast) (gene ube2g1a). Gene Ontology annotation, biological process: proteasome-mediated ubiquitin-dependent protein catabolic process; protein polyubiquitination. Bases 196 to 708 code for a protein of 170 amino acids. The transcript has 6 exons. NCBI's taxonomy places the organism in Eukaryota, Metazoa, Chordata, Actinopteri, Syngnathiformes, Syngnathidae. The record is from RefSeq and is a predicted model, not a curated record. Gene Ontology annotation, molecular function: ubiquitin conjugating enzyme activity.